Molecule: messenger RNA, 3287 nt
Organism: Drosophila rhopaloa
Lineage: Eukaryota; Metazoa; Arthropoda; Insecta; Diptera; Drosophilidae
Product: RNA polymerase-associated protein CTR9 homolog
Exons: 6
Coding region: 80-3025 (981 amino acids)
Biological process (GO): regulation of DNA-templated transcription
Cellular component (GO): Cdc73/Paf1 complex
Molecular function (GO): RNA polymerase II complex binding
Source: RefSeq, a predicted model, not a curated record
CAAAUAAAUAUAGAGUGUGAAAGUUAAGUUGGCUUACCAACCUUUCUUUGAAAGAAACGAAACCUUAACUUUUAAAGCAAUGGCAAACAAAAACACCGAAGCGGCUGGAAUGUCAUUUCCCAGUACUUUUCCAUUAUUAUUGACCACGGAGAAACUGUCGCUAAGGACUUGGAUUAGUAACGCUCUGGUUUGCUAUUCCCAACAUCUGUAUGAUCAUUUUGUACAUAUCCUGGAGACAGGCAUUAAAAAAUCCCAUAGACAAUACAGCUCCUACAACGAUGAUCUGGCAAAGGCAUAUACUCUGCUGUUGGCCCAUUUCACCAGGCUGGCCCACAAAGAGUUGGGCAACCGUCGAAGUGUCCUACUGGCCAAGGUAAUGAAUAUUCUCAAAUUGCUAAAUGGGAUGCAGAGGUCGGGAGAUCGCAACGUUCAGUUGGUCCGGGGAUUCGCUUUGAUGCCAAUCGCCGACAGAGCCCAAGACGCAGAUGCGCAGUUUGUGAGCGUUCUCAAGCAAAUCCCGACCCAUGUUCCGGCCCUGAUUGGACGCGGCUGUCUGGCCUUCAACCAACAAGAUUACCUUUCGUCCCUGGGCUUUUUUAAAAGUGUCUUGGCCAGCCAGUUUUCUGGACCGCCGGAUGUUCAUGUCGGCAUGGGGCACUGUUUCCUGAACAUGGGUGAACUAGACAGAGCCCGUCGAUCUUUUCAGUUGGCCCUGGAACACAAUGGCCGAUGUCAGAAUGCCCUUGUCGGAAUGGCCCUGCUGAAACUCAACCAACGCGAGAAAGAGUCCACUCAAGAGGGUAUCAAUCUGCUGUGUGCCGCCUUUGAAAGGAAUAAUCGACAUGCCGUAAUUAUGAGUAUCCUCGCCAAUCAUUUUUAUUAUGCCGGCGACUACGAAAAGGUCUGUGCUUUGGCUGCAAACUCCUAUAAGGUCACUGACAUUCCGCAGUUGCAAUCGCAGAAUUGCUUUCAGAUCGCCAGAUGUUUUCAUGCCACCAAGCAAUUCGAACAAGCCAUGGAGUUUUACACUCGGUCUGUGAGAUUGGCACCUGAAGGAUAUGUUCUGCCCUUCAUGGGCCUGGCACAAAUGUUAUUAAAGCGCGGUGAAAUCACAAAGGCCAAGGCCUGCUUGGAAAGAUUCCUCAAAUUCAUGCCCAAUGAGGCUAGGGCACUGCUGCUGCUGGCAAAAAUUUACCUAAACGAAAGAUCUCCAGGACAAAUCGAUAAGGCGAUCAAUAUGCUGGUCAAAGUGACGUCAUUCGUGUCCGCUCGCCAUGAUUUCGAUAGCAGACUGAGUCUGGCAUUUGCAUAUGAACAGAAACAGCUCUGGAUGCCGGCCAUCGCUGCCUACCACCAGGCCAUGAGCAUAUACAUGGAGCACGGACAACAGAUCCCUACCGAGUGGCUCAACAACCUGGCGGCCACUCAGGUGAGGGCCAAGAUGCCACAGAAGGCACUCCAUACCCUCGACCUGGCGAUUUUCCAAUGCAGAGCCAAGAGUGGCGUUCACGAGGUGACCAAUCUGCUCACCAUGCGAUUCAAUAGAGGUCGGAUUCUGGAGGAUCUCCAUAGGUACGACCUGGCCGAGAUUGUCUACAAGGAGAUUAUCGACGACUAUCCGAGCUAUUACGACUGCUAUUUGAGACUAGGGGUGAUGGCGAUGCAGCGUAAUCAGCUGGACAAAGCCAAUGAGUACUUUAAGGAUGUCCUCAACGCGGACAACGAUAGUCUUGCGGCCAGGCAUUAUAUGGCCGACUGCUAUAUGAAGCUGAAUCUAAGCAAACAUGCUAUAGUAAAUUACAACGUGAUUUCGCGCCACACUGCAGAAUGCAAGGAUAUCUACACCUUGGUGGCUCUGGGAAAUUUCUGUCUCGAGAAAAUUCACAGUUCGUUGGAUAGAGGAGAUCAGUCCUCAGACAACACACAGCUGGAAAAAACCUUAAACUGUUAUGUAAAAAUUCUUGAGCGCAGUCCGCGAAACAUAUGGGCCGCCAAUGGCAUUGGAGCAGCCCUAAGUAGUUACAAAAACCUUACCGAAGGUCAGGCUAUCUUCAAGCAAAUUGUCGAGGCUGGGAAUGAGUGCCCCUCCGCCAUCCUCAACUCGGCUCACACAGCCUUGGAGCUGGGCCAGUUCAAGGAAGCCAGUGAGACAUACAAGCAAUGCCUGCAGGACUUUCUGCCGGAAAACAGUGUGGAGGUAAUGCAGUUACUAGCCAAGGCUCUUUACGGCGAAGGAAAAGCCCGCGAGGCUAAGAUGUGGUUGCUCAAAGCUCGACACUUGGCCCCUAACGAUAAUUUUUUGAUUUUUAAUUUGGCCCUGGCCAUCAUUAAGGAUGCAGAACAAGUCUUUGUCCUUCCGCAACCCGAAUUGCAGGAUCUCACGAGGGCGGAACUCGAGCUUAAAGUGGCGCACAACUAUUUUUACCAUCUGUAUCUAGCCGAAGAUGGAAUUUCGCAGCUCGCUUGUGAGAAAGGGGCCAGUGAAUGCCAGAACCUGAUGUCCAAUUUACACGAGGAAUACCAGCGAGUGCUUAACUUGCAGAUGACAAACAGGCAGGUGGAGGAGCACGUCCUCCGAGAGAAUGAAGUCCUGGGGGUUACCAACAAAAUUAUGUCCGAGCUACUCAAAGAUGAUUCGAAGAAUGGCCAAGAACCUGGAAGGAUAUAUCAGCAGGACGUGGAAGUAGCCGACGAUCAAGACUCUAAUGAUGAGUCCAAAAACCAAAUUGCCAAUAAUUCUCGCAAAAGAACUAUGAUUAAUGAAAAUAAGCCGGCCAAAAAGUGCAAGACAGAUGAGUUUUUUGAUACAGAUGAUGACAGUGAAGAGGAGGAUGACGAGGAUGAUGACUUGGAAGACAACGAAUCACUUGAGAAUGAUCCUCAAACGGACUUGGAUUCAAAUUUAAGUGAUGAUGAGGAGUCCGAGGGAAUCGAAGAGCUAUUGGACCGCAUCAAGAAAGCCACCGAGCGCCGCCGACUGGAGCGGCAAAACUUUAUGAAAGUCCGGGAAAAUUACAACGAAUGAAGAAAUUAAGCAAGACAUUUCAGACCAGUGACCAAAGGAUCUAGACAGAUAAAUUCAAUAACAACAGAAUAUGGAUUACCUUAAAAAUGUUCUUUAUUAUAAAGCGCAUUAAUACGAAUAAAACUGGAACUCGCCAGGCACUUCUGAGUUUUAUUUUUAAUAUCCCAAUAUGACAGUGCUUUAUUCCCCCUUUUAAGUUGAUUAUUACCCAAAAUGCUGUUAAUGAAUUUACACAUUUUCUUCGUGGAAUUCUGACCGAGUU